Molecule: messenger RNA, 4684 nt
Organism: Orbicella faveolata
Lineage: Eukaryota; Metazoa; Cnidaria; Anthozoa; Scleractinia; Merulinidae
Product: histamine H2 receptor-like
Biological process (GO): chemical synaptic transmission; G protein-coupled receptor signaling pathway, coupled to cyclic nucleotide second messenger
Cellular component (GO): plasma membrane; dendrite
Molecular function (GO): G protein-coupled serotonin receptor activity; neurotransmitter receptor activity
Source: RefSeq, a predicted model, not a curated record
AUCUGGGUCGGUCGGACGACGCUAAACAGAGCAAAAAAGGGGAUGGCCUGAGGACGGAAAAAACUUUCGGCGAUCGUGAAACAGAAGAAUUCGGAGGCUGUUCGCAGGCUAUUGAAACAAGGCACUGCACGAAGGCUAGGUAUAAUGUAAUAGAAGAGACGUGAAGUACUUCAAAGAUCUUCAAAAUAUUUCGCAAGAUCUAGGCUUGCUGCACGUGAUGAAAAUAUUAAGAAGUUACUCGACGUUCCCUGGGUUACAGUCGUGUACAUGCAAUAGAGAAAUUUAGAAAACCACAAAGGCAACGUCGCUAAACAAAAGGUAGUGCAUGCACUUGCGUUAUAAUUCUUGGUACAUUUUGUUACCGUCCUCUGCAAAACAACAACGUGAAAUGAUCAAAUUCUACGUUGUCUGGAGAACGUGAGCCUGGACAGAUUUCGAAUUUUACGCUGUGUUCCAUAUUCAGUUUCGAGAUUGACAAAGAGAAACAAACUAAAUGAUCGCGAGAUUCGUAGGUAAAAUAUUUAAAUCAUUUUUUAAUCGACGUCGUCCUUGGCGUUUCCUCGUAGUUACUUAAACUCCUUAAUUAACAUUUUCAUUGGGAAAAAUUCAAGGCCGCAGUAAUACUCUCAUCAGAGUCGGUGGGGCAAGACAAUAAAGGCAAGAGAAGCUAGAGAUGCGUGGAAAUGCCAUUUUCAACCUUCUUCAUGCAGAGAUAUUCCCUUAAGUAAAUAAAUUAUGUUUAGGAACAAAAUCAUUAAAUGGCACGUUGUUAUUGCUUGCAACAUUAUCUAUGUAUACUUUUCACUGAGCCGUGUGAAAAUUGAAGGUGAUUCCGUUUUUCGUUAUCUUCCUGCACGCUCCCCUCCCCUUUCGUGUCACGAAUGAAGCUAAUUGCUUCAAAGCUAGCCACUCUUGGUCUUUCUAAACGUAAAUAGGACAAUGUCUGAGCCCUGUUUACGAAAUCAUUGCGCCUGAAGAGCUUCUGGUUGUUGCUUCAGUUACAUGACAAAAAAAAUUACAACCAUAAGAGAAUCAGGUUUCUUUACAGCGUUUAAAUUUCUGCUGACACUCACAAUUCACUAGCGCGAGCAAGUUGUCUUCAUAUAUCAAUAGAAACCGUUUACCACAAUACUCCCACCUUCAAAAUUUCGUGGUCUAAUGACAAAUGUUUCGUGGGGAAUAUUUUACCCUAAAAGUACGUUCUGUUAUUUCAUUCUAAGAAAAAAGCGUCGUCAAAAAGCCUUUAGAACUAAGAACCUCAGCUCAAACUCUAUUCUCAGUCAAGCAAUGUGACAUCUGUUACAAGGGGAAAUAAUGAAUGUGUUAACUGAAUUAACACAACUAAUGCAAUGUUGUUUGCACUAUACAAGAGAAACGGGACAGCCAAAGAAAAGUAAAACACUUCCAUUGAGUUGAAGUACGUCCCACUAAUUACAAGGCUAAUGUGUAGCACAUAAUAAAUGACCACAUUCACAAUAUUCCUUGAAAAGUGAUAGGUUUUUAAUCAACUUUUGGCACUAAAUUAUUCACAAAUAUAUUCUUUGCACGUACCCCAUGAAAAACAUUUCCUUUUAAUUAUUUUUAUUCAAGUACAAGCUGUCUUUCUAUGCUGACAAUUCUAAAUAUACAUAAAUUCAAUAAAUUGUCACUCAGUUGGGGAGCCAAUUUUGCUUGAAUUUCCGGUCGAACUGUUUUUCUUUUUCUCCUUUUUCAGAAAACACUGAAAUUUGAUAUCAAACGAUAUCAAAUUUCUGAAACCUUUUUACAACAGCUGCUACGACUUGCGAGGGUUUAUGUCUGAAAUAAAUUGCUAUAAUUCCCAAACUUGUGAAAAAAAAAAACAACAACAACAACAACAAAAAUCGAAGCCAACGACAUUAACAGGAAACUGUUGAGACUGUCAAGGAUAAAAAAUUCAUUUAUAGACAUUUCAUAACAUAACCAUAUGGCUAUUUUUCUAUAAAAUAUGAUUCGUCAUUUGGAAUGAGUAGAAGAAAUUGUUUAUUUUCUGAUAAGCUAGCCCUCUCUUUAUCGGUGACAUGACGUCAAGGGAAAAUGGGUUUUUGAAUCCUUUUUUCCGCUUUUAAGUUCUAAAGACACACGCGCGUGUAUUCAGUGUGAGCCAAGUCAAUUUGCGACACCAACGUCAAUCGCUAAAAUUUCUCAUUAGCUAUCGGCAAGGAUGAAGCGAAUUUAAUACAGUUGGCAGAAUAUCCUCGAAAUACAAGUGGAUUUUAAAGCGAUGAUACAAGGAAAUGAAUCAAACAGGCUACAGCUCAGGCAGAACGCCUCUUCCAAUACAAGUCUUGAGCUGUGCGGUCUGCCUCCUACCUCCAAGCACCUUGCUCUUUCUGUCACUCUUAUCGUCAUAUGUAUCGUAACAUUCUGCGGCAACUUGGCGGUGUGCGCCACCGUGUACUUCCACCGUGCUUUACGCACCACAACAAAUUAUCUCAUUGCGUCGCUGGCCUUCGCUGAUUUAUUGGUGUCCCUGUUUUCCAUGCCGUUCAGGAUUCACCGCACUCUUCACAACGGCCACUGGUGCCUUGACUUGAAAGCUUGCGCGCUGUGGGUCUGGAUAGACUUGGUGGCUUGUAGCGCAUCCGUCGGUAGCUUAGCAGCUGUGUCGAUCGAGAGAUUUGUUGCCGUGAAAUACCCUCUGCGCUACCCAGUGCUCAUGACGCGAAGCACCGGCUUGAAGAUGAUAGGUUUCGUCUGGUUGUACUCGACGAUCUGCGCUUCCCUCGGCAACUACAACUGGACCUUUAACAGAGCCGAGACGUUCGCAGGUUGCGCAAAGAACGAUCCAUUAUUUUAUACGGUUGUGGCGAGUUUGGUGUUUUUCUUGCCGGUGGGAAUUGUCAUGACAGCGUAUACUUACCUCACCAAGAUUGCUUUUCUACAGCGCAGGCGGACUUUAAAAACCAACAGUGUUCGGCCAACAACAAACCCGGAUCACAACCGCAAGUCGCUCCGUCGAUCUCGCGUCCUGCACGAGCUGAAGGCAGCGAAGAUGAUGGCUUGUGUUGUUGGAAUAUUCUGCAUCAGCUGGGUUCCUUUCUUUAUCCUAGUGCUUUUAAGUUUUUGGCAUGACCUUCAGAACAUGCCUCGCGGCGUUCGCGACAUCUUUGUAGAUAUUCUACCCAAUCUAAACAGCGCAGUGAACCCUUUUCUGUACAUAGCGUUUACACGCGAACUAAGAGAGCAAGUCGGCAAGAUGGUUAAAAAAUUGUUUUUCAAACCGUGCUGUAAGAACUCCAGAGUAGCCGGUGAAACAUCGUGGCAAACUCGGUCGAUGACCGUCGGGGAAACUGACUUAAGGCAAAGUAUUAGAAACCACGAACUCCACAAUUAAAGCAGUGAAAAAUAACAUUUCAAACUGCCGGCAGUCUUAAGGAGACACUGAAAGGUGAUAAAAAACUCGGUAAAUAAAAAAUACAACUGAAUAUCCACUUUCACGGUCUGUGUGUUGUUGAACCAAUUUAGAAACUACUGUACGUAUUUGUAUUAUAUGAAACAUCGUGGCAGACUCGGUCGAUUACCCUCGGGGAAACCGAUAUACUCUAAAGAAUCAAAAACCAGCAAGACCAUCACAAUUAAGUAACAAUGAAAGAAAACGACUCAAAAUGCCGCCGAGCAGUCUUAAAGAGACCAUAAAAGGUGAUGAAAAGCUCGAUAAACUAAAAAAUACAACUGAAUAUCAUGUACACUUCCGUAGUUUGCUGUGUUGUUGAAUCAAUGUACAGACUAUACCCGUAAAAUAUGUACAGCUGUAAAAGCAAACUGAUCCGAGCUUGUGACUUUGAAUAAAGAUCAUUUACAUUUCUUUAAAUGCUAGUUUUUGAGAACUUGGUGAUACGACAAGACCUGAAUCGUCUUCUUUAUGUUCCUUAGCUAGCUGUCGGAGAAAAAUAAAUUCUAACCGUCUACGAAGAUUCACACUGAGUUAGAAUCUUCCACAAGUAUUAUGCAAACGCCAGAUGUUUUUAAAAGGUGAAUUUUGUAUAUUAAAAAAAAAGAAAAAAAAGUUUGCCACAACAUGGGUUAAUUUGCCUCCACUAUCAAAAUAUCUUUGAAAAAUCUUUUUCCCACAGCGAAAGACACUAUGUUCUAGUUGUCGGUCAUUUUAUUCUAAGCAAUCAUCACCUUUUCGAAGUAAAAAAAAUAUACUUUUGGUACAACUAUAAAAUUUGACAAUGUUCGCAGUGAGUUUUAACUCGACAAAAUUUUGAAGAUUAACUUAAUUGGCAGUGCCUCUUUCAUUAGCUUAUUUCGCUUUAAGUAAAGUGAACUUACACCCCCGCAAAGUCAUCAUUUUUAUUUUUAUUAUCUUUUUGGUAAUUAUAAGAGGAAGAGCUGGCACGGAGACUGAUUUUAAAUUGCAUAUCUAUUCAGAAAAGUCCACAAUUUAUUUAAGUUGCUUUUUAAUCACUCGAAAAGUUUUAAAACCGUCAGCUGGUUCAACAAUGAAAACAAAUUACACACAAAAAGAAUCCUUGUAUCUUUUUGUGAUUGUUUUCAUUUCUCCAUAUGAUAUGUCACUCAAAUAGAAGUUCACUCUUGCAAGCUACAAAAUACGGAAUUUUCCAAAAUUCAAAAUCGAAUAGAUCUCAAUACAGUGAGGUGAAAUAAAGCUCGUACGGAAAUAAUAAGCUACAAAAAAAUUACAAAUGAAAGACACUCA